AUUUUCUUCUGUUACCUUGGAACGCGGCUUGCAACGAUGACACAAGAAGGUGAAGAGCAGAGAAUCUCCUCUACAGUUACGGAGGAGAGAGGAGAUGAAUCCGAUAGAGGUACGAAGCGUCGCCGGGAGGAUGAACCGAACGCUGGUGCCGUUGGCGAAGCUCCUCCAGAUUCGGCGGCGGAUCACCAAUCGCUGAAGCGUAUGGCGAAACCUCAGGAUGUGUUGUUCAGGAUAGUCGUCCCUUCGAGGGAGAUAGGGAAAGUGAUUGGUAGAGGAGGUUGUCGAAUCCAAAAGGUCAGAGAAGAGACUGGGGCCAUGAUUAAGAUUGCAGAUGCCAUUGCCCCAUAUGAAGAGCGGGUAAUCAUUAUCAGUUCCGCGGACAGUGAUAGCCAGGUUUCUGAUGCAGAAAAUGCACUUCAUCAUAUAGGCAGGGUUAUUCUCAUGGAUGAUGAUGUCAAUGUUGUUGCAUCAAUUGGUGUGGGACAGGUUGCUGUCAAAAUGAUUCGGUUGCUGAUUGCAGGGUCACAGACAGGUUCUUUGAUUGGGGUGUCUGGCCAGAAUAUUGAGAAAUUAAGGAAUUCAUCUGGCACCAAUAUCAUGAUUUUGGCUCAAAAUCAGUUCCCUUCAUGUGCUUCUGCUCAUGAAUCUGAUCGCUUGGUGCAGAUAACAGGUGCUGUUCCAGGAGUACUGAAAGCCUUGGUGGAUAUUGGCUGUCUAUUGAGGGAAAAUCCACCAAGAAAAGUUGUUUCAGUCAAACCGGCGUACAAUUUUAAUCCAAAUCAACCUUAUAUGGCCCCAACUCCAGGGCACCCACUUGCAGCUGAUUAUUUAACCUUUGAGAUGAUGGUUCCGGAGACAAUGGUUGGUGGCUUGAUCGGCAAGUGUGGCUGCAACAUUUCAAGGAUCAGAACUGAGUCUGGAGCAACGGUCAAGGUUGCUGGUGCAAGGGGUGAACAAGCUCAGAGGCUAAUCCAACUUGCUGGUAGCGCACAACAGGUAAAUCUUCCUCCAUGGUUGAGUACGGUUGAUGUCUGUGAGUACUAAUUAGUCUAAGGCAAUGGAGACUGUGAUAUAGGUCUCAUAAGUGAGUGAUAUUGGGUGACACUGUUGAUAUGAUUGAGUCAACAUGACACUAGAAUCUGUAAGGGCCUGUUUGAUAAUGUUUCCAAAAAAAAAAAAAAAUCCAUUUUUUUGUAUAAGAAACAUGUUUGAUGGCACUGCUGUGUUAAAAAACAGUUUUGAAAAGAUUUGUUUUCUAAUAAGAUUUUUGUCAUGUUCUCCCAAAAAAAAAAAGGUUUGAAACAAAGUUUUUUUCUGCUUCUGUGGUAGAGUUUUAUGUAAAGCAAUUUACACGAGGAAAUAGGAGGGCUGUAUUGUC
Telopea speciosissima is the source of this 1378-nucleotide messenger RNA. Its product is annotated as poly(rC)-binding protein 3-like. The record is from RefSeq and is a predicted model, not a curated record. Gene Ontology annotation, biological process: regulation of gene expression. Gene Ontology annotation, cellular component: nucleus; cytoplasm. Lineage: Eukaryota; Viridiplantae; Streptophyta; Magnoliopsida; Proteales; Proteaceae. Bases 37 to 1044 code for a protein of 335 amino acids. Gene Ontology annotation, molecular function: mRNA binding. The transcript is spliced from 8 exons.